CAGCCCCGCCCCUACCUGUGUAAGCCUAUCCGCCCGCGCCUAGAGGAUAAAAGCGGCCAAGUCACCCGGAGGUCAGCGAAUUCGGCCCCCUGUCCCCCGCCGCUCGGUCCAGCCCGGCCCAGCCAGCAUGUCCAUCCACUUCAGCUCCCAGGUCUUCAGCUCGCGCUCCUCAGCCUUCCCGGGGCGCGGCACCCAGGUGCGCCUGAACUCGGUGCGCCCCGGCGGCUUCGGCGGCAGCAGCAGCAGCCUCUACGGUCUUGGCGCCUCGCGGCCGCGCGUGGCCGCGCGCUCAUCCUCCGGGGGCCCAGUGGGCGCUGGCAUCCGCGAGGUCACCAUCAACCAGAGCCUGCUGACCCCGCUGCAGGUGAACAUCGACCCCUCCAUCCAGCAGGUGCGCCAGGAGGAGCGCGAGCAGAUCAAGACCCUGAACAACAAGUUCGCCUCCUUCAUCGACAAGGUGCAGUUUCUGGAGCAGCAGAACAAACUGCUGGAGACGAAGUGGGCACUGCUACAGGAGCAGAAGUCGACCAAGAGCAGCCGCCUCCUGGGCAUCUUUGAGGCCCAGACUGCUGGCCUGCGCAAGCAGCUCGAGGCCCUGCAGCUGGACGGGGGCCGCCUGGAGGUGGAGCUUCGGAACAUGCAGGACGUCGUGGAAGACUUCAAGAACAAGUACAAAGACGAAAUUGACCGUCGCACGGCUGCUGAGAAUGAGUUUGUAGUGCUGAAGACGGAUGUGGAUGUUGCCUACAUGAACAAGGUGGAGUUGGAGGCCAAGGUGGACACCCUGAAUGAUGAGAUCAACUUCCUCAGGACCCUCUAUGAGGAGGAGUUGGAAGAGCUGCAGUCCAAAGUCUCAGACACAUCUGUGGUCCUGUCCAUGGACAACAGCCGCUCUCUGGACCUGGAUGGCAUCAUCGCCGAGGUCAAGGCCCAGUACGAGGAGAUCGCCAACCGCAGCCGGGCUGAGGCCGAGGCCUGGUACCAGACCAAGUUUGAGACCCUCCAGGCCCAGGCUGGGAAACACGGGGACGACCUCCGGAAUACCCGGAAUGAGAUCGCGGAGCUGAACCGGGCCGUCCAGAGGCUGCAGGCUGAGAUCGACAGCAACAAGAACCAGCGUGCCAAGUUGGAGGCUGCCAUCGCCGAGGCUGAGGAGCGUGGGGAGCUGGCCGUCAAGGAUGCACGGGCCAAGCUGGUGGACCUGGAGGAGGCCCUGCAGAAGGCCAAGCAGGACAUGGCCCGGCAGCUCCGGGAGUACCAGGAGCUCAUGAGCACCAAACUGGCCCUGGACAUCGAGAUCGCUACCUACCGCAAGCUGCUGGAGGGCGAGGAGAGCAGGAUGACCGGAGCUGGAGUGGGAGCCGUGAACAUCUCUGUGGUCGGUUCCACGGGCGGUGCUGGCAGCCGGCUGACCUUCGGGGGAACCAUGGGCAGCGAUGCCCUGAGAUUCUCCAGUGGUGGAGGGCCUGGGGCCCCCAAGGCCUAUUCCAUUAGGACCACCUCCGCCCCCGGCAGGUGCACCCGCAACUGA
This is a messenger RNA of Lipotes vexillifer (Yangtze River dolphin), 1531 nucleotides long. RefSeq names its product keratin 7 (gene KRT7). Gene Ontology annotation, biological process: keratinization; intermediate filament organization. The coding region runs from base 128 to 1531 and encodes 467 amino acids. NCBI's taxonomy places the organism in Eukaryota, Metazoa, Chordata, Mammalia, Artiodactyla, Lipotidae. The record is from RefSeq and is a predicted model, not a curated record. Gene Ontology annotation, molecular function: structural constituent of skin epidermis. The transcript has 9 exons. Gene Ontology annotation, cellular component: keratin filament.